Messenger RNA from Prionailurus viverrinus (fishing cat), 2966 nucleotides. RefSeq names its product mutS homolog 4 (gene MSH4). Lineage: Eukaryota; Metazoa; Chordata; Mammalia; Carnivora; Felidae. Gene Ontology annotation, cellular component: nucleus. Gene Ontology annotation, molecular function: ATP-dependent DNA damage sensor activity; mismatched DNA binding; ATP binding. The record is from RefSeq and is a predicted model, not a curated record. Gene Ontology annotation, biological process: mismatch repair; reciprocal meiotic recombination. Bases 40 to 2847 code for a protein of 935 amino acids. The transcript is spliced from 20 exons.
UCAGAAAUCCCAACCUUCUGUCUGGAAAGAUUCGUGAGGAUGCUGAGGCCUGAGGUCUCGUCAACCUCGUCUUCUGCCCCUGCGGCUUCCCCCGCAUUGGGAAAGGCUAGAAUUCAGGGUCGUCGCUGUAAUUUCGGACUCCAGGAGACUCCUCAGAGCCGCCCUUCAGCGCAGGCCUCCGCGUCCACACCUCCGGGCACGUCUGGAGCCGCCGGCGACCAGAGCAGCAGCAGCAGCAGCAGUGUCCAUGGCCACCCGCCCCGCACUCGACCAGCCCAAGGUUCAUAUUUUGGAAACAAAAGAUCUAAUGCAGAAAACAUAUUUGCAUCAAAUUUUACUUUUGGUACAAGCUCAUCUUCUGCACGAGAUAGUAAUUAUCCUCAAAUACUAAAAACUCCAUUGUCUGCUGGAAAUCCCCAGAGAUCAGGUUAUAAAAGUUGGACACCACAAAUGGGAUAUUCAGCUACAUCCUCAUCUGCAGUAUCAAUACACUCCCCAUCAGUUAUUGUAGCUGUUGUAGAAGGGAGAGGACUUGCCAGAGGUGAAAUAGGAAUGGCAAGUAUUGAUUUAAAAAGCCCACAAAUUAUAUUGUCUCAGUUUGCAGACAACACAACAUAUGCGAAGGUGAUCACUAAACUCAAAAUUCUAUCGCCUUUGGAAAUAAUAAUGUCAAAUACUGCUUGUGUUGUGGGGAAUUCAACUAAGUUGUUUACUCUGAUCACAGAAAAUUUCAAGAACGUUAAUUUUACUACUAUCCAAAGGAAAUACUUCAAUGAAACAAAAGGACUAGAGUACAUUGAACAGCUAUGCAUAGCAGAAUUUAGUACUGUCCUAAUGGAGGUUCAGUCCAAGUAUUACUGUCUUGCAGCUGUUGCAGCUUUAUUAAAAUAUGUUGAAUUUAUUCAAAAUUCAGUUUAUGCACCAAAAUCACUGAAGAUUUGUUUCCAGGGUAGUGAACAGACAGCCAUGAUAGAUUCAUCAUCAGCCCAAAACCUUGAAUUACUAAUUAAUAAUCAAGACUGUAGGAAUAAUCACACACUCUUUGGUGUUUUAAAUUACACUAAGACUCCUGGAGGAAGUAGAAGACUUCGUUCUAAUAUAUUAGAACCUUUAGUUGAUAUUGAAACCAUUAACAUGAGAUUAGAUUGUGUUCAAGAGCUACUUCAAGAUGAAGAACUCUUCUUUGGACUUCAGUCAGUUAUAUCAAGAUUUCUUGAUACAGAGCAGCUUCUUUCUGUUUUAGUCCAGAUUCCAAAGCAAGACACGGUUAAUGCAGCUGAAUCAAAGAUAACAAAUUUAAUAUACCUAAAACAUACCUUGGAACUUGUGGAUCCUUUAAAGAUUGCUCUGAAGAACUGUAACACACCUUUAUUAAGAGCUUACUGUGGUUCCUUAGAAGAUAAGAGGUUUGGAAUCAUACUUGAAAAGAUUAAAACCAUAAUUAAUGAUGAUGCAAGAUACAUGAAAGGAUGCCUGAACAUGAGGACUCAGAAGUGUUAUGCAGUGAGAUCCAACAUAAAUGAAUUUCUUGACAUUGCUAGAAGAACAUAUACAGAGAUUGUAGAUGACAUAGCAGGAAUGAUUUCGCAGCUCGCAGAAAAAUACAGUCUUCCUUUAAGGACAAGUUUUAGCUCUGCUCGAGGAUUUUUCAUCCAGAUGACUACAGAUUGUGCAGCCCUUCCCAAUAAUCAACUUCCUUCAGAGUUUAUUAAGAUAUCUAAAGUGAAAAAUUCUUAUACCUUUACAUCAACAGAUUUAAUUAAAAUGAAUGAAAGAUGUCAGGAGUCUUUGAGAGAGAUCUAUCACAUGACUUAUAUGAUAGUGUGCAAAUUGCUUAGUGAGAUUUAUGAACAUAUUCAUUGCUUAUAUAAACUAUCUGACACUGUGUCAAUGCUGGAUAUGCUACUGUCAUUUGCUCAUGCCUGCACUCUUUCUGACUAUGUUCGGCCAGAAUUUACCGAUACUUUAGCAAUCAAACAGGGCUGGCAUCCCAUUCUUGAAAAAAUAUCUGUGGAAAAACCUAUUGCCAACAAUACCUUUAUUACAGAAGGAAGUAAUUUUUUGAUCAUAACUGGACCUAAUAUGAGUGGGAAAUCCACAUAUUUAAAACAGAUUGCUCUUUGUCAGAUUAUGGCCCAGAUUGGAUCAUAUGUUCCAGCAGAAUAUUCUUCCUUUAGAAUUGCUGAACAGAUUUUUACAAGAAUCAGUACUGAUGACGAUAUUGAAACAAAUUCAUCAACAUUCAUGAAGGAAAUGAAAGAGAUAGCAUACAUUCUACAUAAUGCUAAUAACAAAUCACUCAUAUUAAUUGAUGAGCUUGGCAGAGGUACUAAUACAGAAGAAGGUAUUGGCAUUUGUUAUGCUGUUUGUGAAUAUCUGCUGAGUUUAAAGGCAUUUACACUGUUUGCUACACAUUUUCUGGAACUAUGUCAUAUAGAGGUCCUGUAUCCUAAUGUGGAAAACAUGCAUUUUGAAGUUCAGCAUGUAAAGAACACCUCAAGAAAUAAAGAAGCAAUCUUGUAUACCUACAAACUGUCUAGGGGACUCACAGAAGAAAAAAAUUAUGGAUUAAAAGCUGCAGAGGUGUCAUCACUCCCACCAUCAAUUGUCUUGGAUGCCAAAGAAAUCACAACUCAAAUUACCGGGCAAAUUUUGCAAAACCAAAGAAGUACCCCUGAGAUGGAAAGACAGAGAGCUGUGUACCAUCUAGCCACUAGACUUGUUCAAACUGCUCGAAACUCUCAAUUGGAUCCAGACAGUUUACGAACAUAUUUAAGUAAUCUCAAAAAGAAGUAUGAAACAGAUUUUCUCAGGGCUGAACAAUUUUCAGGAAAGACUGAAGAAUAAUAACAAUUCACAUCAUGUACUAAUGAAAUAAUAUAUCUUAAUAUGAGGAAACUAGGAUUCAUUUUUCUCAAGAGCAAGAGAAAAUAUUUGCUAAAUUUUAUAUUUUAAUGGAAAAUUAC